AAAAGACUCAUUGAAUGCAUGCAGGAAGUAUGAAAAGAUAGAGGAUAAGUAUUGCCUGACCCAACAGGGCAAAAGAAGUGUCGAUGAGAUUUUUACGAGAUAUGAUUUAAACAGUGAUGGCUUACUGAACUUAAAGGAAAUCAAUGCUCUUGGGAAGCGUAUCGGAAAUAAAGAGCUGGCAGAGCUUCCGAAAGAAGUGUUUGAAGACCCAAAUCUGCUGCAUAAUACAAAAGUUCCAAAAGACAUCAGAGAGAUUAAUUAUUUUCCCACAGAUUUGACUGGUGAGGCCUUCCAAGAAGGAGGCAUUACGAGGAAAGGACUGAGACAGCUGGUCACGAACAUCCUUAAUAAAAACAAGGAAGAAAAUUAUGGAGAUGAGAACUUCAAGAAAUUCUUCCUAAAUAAUGGAUAUAAUUGUAACUUGAAUUCGACAUCAUUCAGGACAUUUGUGGUCUCCUUCACAAGUGAGAAAAGUUUGAAGAUUGGAGAAAAGGAUGGGCUUAAUAAACCCCUAAAGACUCUUUUGUAUAUGAAGGAAAGGGUCCUCCAGUUUGAGCAAUAUCCCUCUGUUAAUCAUCUGGCUUGGGGUAAGAUGAUGGAGAAGUAUUAUAAUGAUGGAGAGUUUAUGAAUACUCAUAAAAAAUAGGGAAAAUGAAGACUAUGAAGUUUUUUGAGUUAGGCAUAAAUACUCUCAAUCUGUCUCAUAUGAGGUCAGGAAUAAGCAUCAUUUUAAUCCUAAUGAAGCCCCAACUAUCACUGAUAUAGUCCUGAAGAUGAUAUUUACAGCCAAUAAGAGAGAAAGGGAUGCGAAACCUCUGACACUAUCUCACCCAGAAAGAUACGUAAUAUAUGCUGGAGCAGGCACAUUUAUGUACCUUGGUGCCUGAAUGUCAAUGCCUGACAAACCCGGCUUGGUCCUUAAGCAUGGAAACAAAUACGGAAUGUUCAAGAGAGAAUAUGACCUACUAAAAGCAGAGCCCGAAUAA
This is a messenger RNA of Moneuplotes crassus, 986 nucleotides long. The record is from the annotation of a GenBank genome assembly. Lineage: Eukaryota; Ciliophora; Spirotrichea; Euplotida; Euplotidae.